This is a messenger RNA of Oncorhynchus mykiss (rainbow trout), 5366 nucleotides long. RefSeq names its product catenin delta 2b (gene ctnnd2b). Gene Ontology annotation, molecular function: protein binding. Gene Ontology annotation, cellular component: adherens junction; cytoplasm; nucleus. Gene Ontology annotation, biological process: cell-cell adhesion; dendritic spine morphogenesis. The record is from RefSeq and is a predicted model, not a curated record. NCBI's taxonomy places the organism in Eukaryota, Metazoa, Chordata, Actinopteri, Salmoniformes, Salmonidae.
AUAAAUUACAUCCCUCAUCUUUUUAAGUGGGAGAACUUGCACAAUUGGUGGCUGACUAAAUACUUUUUUGCCCCACUGUAUGUCGGGCUAUAAGAGCGGUGCAUGGUGUGUGAUACCUGAGAGAAGAGAGUGAGCUCAGGUGUGCUUAUUCACCCCUAGGGACAGGAUGACACACUACUGAUAACAACAAUGAGCAGCAGCCAGAGAAUGACUGCCUUCUUCCUCCAUGUUGAAUUAUUAUGUUAUAUCUUGAUAGGUACCUUCAACAAUACUGAUGAACAUUGUUUGCUGUAGAACGUGCUUUGGUAUUUAUGUUGCACGUUUAGAGGUGACAGAAAAUGCUAAAAUAUGAUAUUGUUUUCACCAAGCGUCCCCUGCAUGCCAUGUGUACCUUUGUUUGAAUUUAAUGUGACCUUUUGUUUGACCUUUUUUUAUGACCUUUUAUAUUAAUGAAUUUUCUUAGGAAAACAGGUGCAACAUGUGCGCUCUCAGGCUACUGUAUGUGAAUUGUGUCUUGGGGCCAUUCAGUGGUUUCACCUUGACAGUGUGUGCUGAAGGAAUAGCAAACCUCUACAUAAUGCACAUUUAUUUCAAAGGGGGUUACAUUGUGAGUGGGUGGUACGAAUUUUGAUCAACCUCCAAAACCUCCACAUCCACUCCCCCAGACCCAAAUAGUUUAACAUUACUGAUCUUGCAAUCUGCCUCUGUGGUGUGCCCUUUUGCCUCAGAGGAAGUGAUGUGGCGACUGGCCCACGUUUGUACAGUAGUCAUGUUGCUGCUCUAUGCCAAAAGGGCCCCAGGACAGAUGAUGUCACCUAAACUAGGUUGAGAAAAUGGAGGGAUGACUACUAGAGUGGAGAAGAAAAUAGAUGCUUAGACAUUUGUUUUACUUAUAGAACAUUUUUAAAAAAGUAAGAAAUAUAUUUGUCAACCCCAUUGUAUGUAUGGACACAUAGCCCCAUAUAGUUUCAAUAGAUGUCUUCCAUAUGGGGCUAAAUUGACCCCCAAUUUAUAAUUUCAAUUAAAAGUAGCAGUAUAUACAGAAAUAUUUAUUUCAAAAAGUAAAAACUAGUAGGCCUGAGAAGAAAAGACUAAACUCAUGUCAGAUUAUACCUAUUCACUUGAUGGCUGUGUAGCGUAGGCUACAGAUGGCUUGAAAUGUGGGGAGAGAAGAGAUGCUCAUCCUUGCAUCACCAGGAGAUGUCGUUGCCUGUACCCGUACCUAAACAGCACAACGUUGUCUGACAGCAAGGGGAAUGUUAAAGACAAGGGAGCAUUGGAGAGAGCAAGCGCCGCUGCCUUCUCUGCUACACAGUGCACAACCCAGUGAACGGGUCUCCCUAGACUGCCCGAACCUAUAACGGUCUCUCUUGGCCAUUCGGUGGAUGCUGUCUUUUCGGGCAACACCAACGUCGGGCGUAAAGUGUGUUUUCGGACAAUUCGUAAGGAAUGCUUUACAUAUUUUACAUGGUUUGAAUUUUGGUUACCAAUCGAGGGGAGUCGAGAACAACGCGGUUCCCCGGCAUAUUUUACAAAGUUAUGCCAGUUCCCGACGCAACCUCUGACUCUUAGAACUUCACCAUGCUGAGCCCAGUACUAAACGCCUCCAAUGGAGACGGCGCCGAGACAGAGACCACGUCGGCCAUACUGGCCUCUGUCAAGGAACAGGAGCUGCAAUUUGAACGGCUGACUCGAGAGCUGGAAGCUGAACGGCAGAUUGUCGCCACCCAACUGGAGCGAUGCAAGCUAGGAUCUGAGACCGGCAGCAUGAGUAGCAUCAGUUCAGCGGAUGAUAAGUUUCGCUGGAAUAACCAAGACGGACAGAAGGACAUUGAGGAAGAACUGACGACCGGCUUGGAGCUGGUGGACUCCUGCAUUAGGUCACUCCAGGAAUCUGGGAUACUUGACUCCCAGGAAUUCUCCGCAGGCGACAGACAAGGCCUGCUAUCCCAGAGUGCACUACAGCUCAACAAUCAGGAUGGUUCACUCUCUUACCCAGCCGGUUACCUCAGCAACCAGGCACUAGAGGCCCUGCCCCGCAGUGGCCAGGUGGGAGGGGCAGUCCACAGUUACAACCAGGUGACGUCUAGCCGUGCGGCCCAGCUAGCUGCCAGUGUAGACUCCUCCCAGUCCAGAGAGUCGUUUGCCCAGGGCCAUGGCAGCGCCUUCCACAUGCCUGACGCCCCGCCAACUCCUUCCAUGUACUACUCUUGCUCCACCCUGCCUGCCCAACGUGUGAGCUCCCCCCACUCCAUGCAGGCUGUGGGCUCUCCCACCAAGCUUCAGCGCCUGGGCUCUGCCUCUGACAUGCCCAGCUACGCCACCCUGCAGCGGGUCUCCUCGCCCAAGCAGUCCCCCAGCCGGCUGGCCAAGUCCUACAGCACCAGCUCCCCCAUAAACAUGGUAGUUGGGUCUGCUGGGCUGUCCUCCACUUCCCCGCUGCACAUGGCUUCUUCAGGCAACGCCUCGGGCUCAUCCCCACUCCAUCAAUUCAGCUCUACCGUGGGUAACUACGCUACCCUGUCCCCCACCAAGCGCAUGCAGCACUCCUCGGACCAGUACAAGAUCUCCCACGAGCUGUAUGCAAACGCCACCCUCGGGAGGCCUGGCAGCCUGGCAGGAUCCAGGGGCUCUUAUAGCAGCCAGCACAGUCACCUGGGCUCCGAGCUGCGACCUCUCCAGUCUCCUGAGCACCACAUUGACCCCAUCUAUGAGGACAGGGUCUACCAGAAGCCUUCUAUCAGGAGUCUCAAUCAGAACCAGGCCCCGUCUUCCCCUGGUGUUGACUCCACCCCCUUGCAGCGUACAGGCAGCCAGAACGCCUCAGGCACUUUGCCAUACCAGAGAAGCAGCUUUGCCACUGCCUCUGCUGCGGACUACUCCAACCCGUACCGCACUCUCCAGUUCUGCCCGUCUACCGAGUCUCCCUACAGCAAGUCUGGCCCCGCCCUUCCCCCGGAGGCCGCACUGGCCCGCUCACCUUCUGUGGACAGUAUCCAGAAGGAUCCCAGGUACGACCCUGAAUUCCUUGUCUGGAAUCAAAAUCAAGCCGAGCAAAGAAUGACAAAGGAGUUUGGCUGGAGAGACCCAGAGCUGCCUGAGGUGAUUCAGAUGCUGCAGCACCAGUUCCCCUCGGUCCAGUCCAACGCUGCAGCCUACCUCCAACACCUGUGCUUCGGAGACAACAAGAUCAAGUCUGAGAUCCGAAGGCAGGGAGGAAUCCAGCUGCUGGUGGAUCUGCUGGAUCACAGGAUGACCGACGUGCACCGCAGCGCCUGUGGAGCUCUGAGAAACCUGGUGUACGGAAAGGCCAACGAUGACAACAAGAUCGCCCUGAAGAACUGUGGCGGGAUCCCAGCCCUGGUCCGCCUGCUGAGGAAGACCACCGAUGUGGAGAUCAGGGAGCUGCUUACAGGUGUGCUGUGGAACCUGUCGUCGUGUGAUGCCCUGAAGAUGCCCAUUAUCCAGGAUGCUCUGGCCGUGCUGACCAAUGCUGUCAUCAUCCCCCACUCGGGCUGGGACACCUCGCCCCAUCAGGAGGACCGCAAGCUGCACUUGCACUCCUCCCAGGUGCUCCGCAAUGCCACUGGCUGCCUCAGGAAUGUGAGCUCGGCGGGGGAGGAGGCUCGUAGGAGGAUGAGGGAGUGCGAGGGCCUCACUGACGCUCUGCUCUACGUGAUCCAGACCGCCUUGGGCAGCAGCGAGAUCGAUAGCAAGACCAUUGAAAACUGUGUGUGCAUUUUGAGGAACCUCUCGUAUCGACUAGCUGCAGAGACAUCUCAGGGACAGCAGAUAGGCACAGACGAGCUUGACGGAUUGCUUUGUGGCGAUGCCAACGGCAAGGAUGCCGAGAGCUCUGGUUGCUGGGGGAAGAAGAAAAAGAAAAAGAAGGCCCAUGAUCAGUGGGAUGGUGUUGGGCCCUUCCCGGACUCAGCUGACCCUCCCAAAGGCAUUCAGAUGCUGUGGCACCCCACCAUCGUCAAGCCCUACCUCACACUCUUGUCUGAGUGCUCCAACCCAGACACCCUGGAGGGGGCAGCCGGGGCUCUGCAGAACUUGGCUGCAGGCAGCUGGAAGGUACAGCACAGUACAUGGUCUGUGUAUAUCCGUGCGGCGGUGAGGAAAGAGAAGGGUCUGCCCAUCCUGGUGGAGCUCCUGAGGAUCGACAACGACAGGGUGGUGUGUGCCGUGGCCACAGCUUUAAGAAACAUGGCCUUAGACGUCAGAAACAAAGAACUCAUCGGCAAGUACGCAAUGAGAGACUUGGUCCACCGAUUGCCCGGGGGGAACAACAACAACAGCAGUGGUGGGACUGCUGCCAGUGCUAUUGGGAAGACCAUGUCGGACGACACUAUCACAGCUAUCUGCUGUGCCCUGCACGAGGUCAUCACUAAGAACAUGGAGAACACCAAGGCUCUGCGUGACGCUGGAGGCAUCGAGAAACUCAUCGGCAUCGCCAGGAGCAAAGGAGACAAACACACACCCAAAGUGGUAAAAGCAGCCUCUCAAGUCCUCAACAGUAUGUGGCAGUACAGAGACCUUCGCAGCCUCUACAAAAAGGAUGGAUAUUCUCAGUAUAAUUUUGUUGGCUCAUCCUCUACAAUAGAAAGAGAUAGACAAAGACCAUAUUCUUCCUCCCGCACCCCAUCCAUCUCGCCCGUACGGACAUCUCCAAAUAAUCGAUCGGCAAGUGCCCCUGCCUCUCCCCGAGAGAUGAUCAGCAUUAAGGAGAGGAAGACAGACUACGAAUCAACGGGCACCAAUGCCAGUUACCAUGGCAACAAGGGUGAGCACACUUCGAGGAAAGAUGCCAUGGCAGUUCAAAUUUCAAGUGGAACCUCAACAUUGUUCCGAGGUGCCUAUGUCUCUCCAAGUGAUGACAUCAAACACAACCAGGUCCCUUCCCAGGGCCCCAACCCAGGCCAGGAGCCCUACCCUCCGUUCCAGAACCCUCCUGGAGUACAGUUUGAGGAGGCAUUCUACGAGGACCAAGUGCACCAACGCCCUCCUCAGGCCACAGACUUGAACAUGCACCUGGGCCUCAAGUCCACCGGCAACUACGUGGACUUCUACUCAGCAUCCCGCCCAUAUAGUGAACUCAACUAUGAGACCAGUCACUACCCGGCCUCCCCAGACUCCUGGGUCUAGUGGACUAUAGAGGAAGGACUCGUCGUCAGCAGUGUGCUGGGAUAGGGGGAGAGGAGCCGAAAGAGAGAGUAAGACAAAAAGGCCACGCAUGCUUGCAUGCACAACACAAGACAUUUCUUCAGUGAGUUUAGUUUGUCCUAGAGAGCGAUGUCCCACGCCCAUGUGUCUUUGAAGAAAGAGAGAGAGAGAGAGAGAGAGAGAGAGAGAGAGAGAGAGAG